Messenger RNA from Helobdella robusta, 1140 nucleotides. RefSeq lists its product as hypothetical. The coding region runs from base 1 to 1140 and encodes 379 amino acids. The transcript has 9 exons. The record is from RefSeq and is a predicted model, not a curated record. NCBI's taxonomy places the organism in Eukaryota, Metazoa, Annelida, Clitellata, Rhynchobdellida, Glossiphoniidae.
AUGAUUAUAGUAGCGAACGGAGAAAGUAGUACGGAAUAUAGCCUGGAGUACAAUGAAGAGGACAGCAAAGAAGACGGCAAGAAAAUUAAAAUUGGUCACCAGGUUGACAUCCACAACAACGACACACUCAUGAUUCAGGAAGAGAACUACACAUACUACUCUUACAGUUUGAGCAAAAGUAGCAGAUGGGUUGACAAGAAAGAUGUCCCCGCGACCCCAGAGGUCAUUCUCAAAGACCACCAUCUGGGGGCAAAGGUUUUAAGAUUGGACGGUGAUUUUAUUUUCUAUGGUCAUCUCAUUGAUAAGAUCGUCCUAACAACUGGCGGAUUCAUCCACACAAACGAGAUGACUCACUCCAUGCUCACCUACUCCUCUUACAUCGCACCUCUCAUGGCCAACUUCUACACCACCUCCGAUCAGCUGCCAACAGGCACGCUGUUCGUCUUUAAGAAUAUUGAACAGGACGAUAAUAGAAUGGUUGUCGCGAGCGAAUCCUCACGAUGUUGCAGUCGGCUUGUGACCUCGAAAUUGAACUGCCAGUGGUGUGAGAAGAUGAAGCUGUGCUCAGAUGGAUUCGAUAGGAAGAGGCAGUUCUGGGUGGAACACAAUCGCAAGUUCCCGGACGAGAAGGUCAUUGAGGUUAGGAACGGUACCGUCCUUGAUAACAUCACUUACUACAGCGAUCGGAUCAGAGGAAUGGGUGAUGAUGAAGGUUCGAAUACCGGUCUGACGCCGAUAAUGUUCUAUGCCAUUUAUUUCUUUGUUGUUUUAUCUGCGCAUCGUUGCGAGCGCCUGUUCAACUGCCUGAAGAUGAGGAGGAGGAGGAGGAGGAGAGAUGAUGAUGCGAGUGAGAGUUCCAACUUUAGAGAGGCGUACGUCACUUUCGACAGACAGAGAGACGCUACCACUACCACUGCCACUACUUCAACCGCUACUACUGCUGCUACAGCUUCCACUUUCACUGGCAACAGAGCCACGAAUUUUGGCGCUUACCACGACGGUAUAAGGAUUGGUCAUCUGGGUGGUCUUGGUGGCGCUUCUAAUGCUUUUGGUGGUGGUGGUGCUUUCCAAGCCGUGAAUGAUCUGCAUGCAAGUGGUGGAGGUGGUAGGACUGGCAAACAGAAUAUGGUGCUCGGAUGA